UCAAGCACUGAAUGGAUUUCAAGAUCUAUAAAUACACCAAACUUUCUAAAACAAGUACAUCAACAAGCAAUUUUAAGUUCUUUGAAAAAUAGUUUAAUUUUUCUGAGUUUGUAACACUAGUUACUCAAUUUUAAUCACAAAAUCAUGGAUAACUCCCAGAAUUUGAGCUACCAAGCUGGUCAAGCCAAGGGUCAAGCCCAGGAAAAAGGUAAUCAAAUGAUGAACAGUGCUGCCAAUAUUGCACAGUCUGCUAAGGAAUCACUUCAAGAGGCGGGACAACAAGUGCAGGACAAAGCACAAGGAGCGGCAGAGGCAGUUAAAAAUGCCACUGGCUUGAACAAAUGAAAUCCUAAUUUCGAUUGCAGCCAUAUGGGCUCUUUUUUUUUAAUCCCCUCUAAAAUAAUUUGAAAUUUUUUUGUUAUUUCAAAUUAGGAAAGCAAUUUUUCUUAUUUUGGAUUAAGUAUUUUUUUUUAGAGGUUUCUUAUUUCUGAAUUAAAGAAGAAUAAAAAAAAAGUUGUGUAUAGGUCACAUUGGCACAACUUUCUUAUUUUUUUUCUUCUUUUAAUCUAAUAAAAGUGUUUCAUUUUCUUGAA
Messenger RNA from Solanum stenotomum, 593 nucleotides. RefSeq names its product stress-induced protein KIN2-like. The record is from RefSeq and is a predicted model, not a curated record. The coding region runs from base 145 to 345 and encodes 66 amino acids. The transcript has 3 exons. NCBI's taxonomy places the organism in Eukaryota, Viridiplantae, Streptophyta, Magnoliopsida, Solanales, Solanaceae.